CCGAGCUUGUAAGCGAGUGUCGAGCUGCAUAACACUGAGCCAUGCACUAGGAAGCGAGAAAACCUCCUGAGUUUUUGAGUGAUUGAUGUCGCCAAACAUAGUUUUGAAGGAUGAAUCGGGGCCGGGGAGUGAGAAAAAGAAUGGCACCAGAAAAAACAGAUGCCUUUGAAACUUGUAAUGAGGAAACACAAACAGAGAUUCACCAGCUAUUCAACAAGGUCAGAACUUAUGUUCCCCCUGCUGGAGGAGAAUGGACGUUGCCUGACCCAAGUGUGGUGCUCUGUGAUCCUCAUGUGAGUCACCCACGUUUACAGGCUCUGAAACAAUCUCUAAAUGAAGUGAAGAAUCAACUCAGUGAUAAAGACCUCUCAGUAUGGCACCAGCAUACGUGUUUCACCAACCGCGCAGGCACUGUUACAGCCCACCUUCGCUCCACAACCAACGCAGAGCUGUGCACCCAAGCUUGGGCCAAGUUCUAUGAGAUCCUAGGAACUUUUAAACUUCUGCCUGACAAUGCGUUGAAGAGUGGCGAGUUGAACUCCAUACACCUGUGUGAAGCCCCUGGUGCCUUCAUAUCAGCUCUAAAUCACUUCCUAAAGACAAGUGGCCUGCAUUGCGACUGGAACUGGAUUGCAAACACUCUAAAUCCAUACUACGAAGCCAACGGACGCGGUUGCACUAUUACAGAUGACAGACUCAUCGCACACACUCUGCCUUGGUGGUUCUUUGGAUCCGACAACACAGGUGACAUAAUGCUUCAGAAGCAUCUGCUGGAGCUGCCGAGAUUUGUGAGCAACAUGCGCAGUGUUGAUUUGGUUACAGCAGAUGGAAGCUUUGACUGUCAAGGGGACCCAGGGGAACAGGAGAGAUUAGUUGCUCCUCUACAAUAUUGCGAAGCCGUUUGUGCGCUUCUGCUGUUAGGAAGAGGAGGCUCAUUUGUCCUGAAGAUGUUCACACUGUUUGAGCACUCAUCUGUCUGUCUGCUGUAUCUCCUUGCAUGCUGCUUCCGUUCCGUGAACAUCUUCAAACCGGGCACCAGCAAGUCUGGAAAUUCAGAACUGUAUAUAGUGUGCUUGGACUAUCAGGCCAAAGAACAAAUUCGCCCAUUGCUCUCAAAGUUAAUCCGUAAUUACGGACCAGACUUGGCAUCCACAGCGGCGCUCUUUCCCCGUCGCUGCAUUCCAGACUCGUUUCUAAGUCAGCAUGAAGAGAUAUGCACUUUUUUCCAUGCACUGCAAGUUAACACAAUCCAAGAGAACCUUAAGCUUUUCACAAGCAUGAGCGUAGAACAGCGCAGGCAAUUGGAGCAGCUCAGGGAAUUUGCUGCAGAGUUUUAUAUGAAGCGUUUCAACGUUCACUACCUCCCUCGAAAAAACUGGGUUUGCCGUGGUGGCAUGGCUAGAUGGGUAAAACCCUGUGAAAGAAAGCAAAUGGGCUCUUUCAAUCAGCGCAAGGUGAUGGAACUACAGGGAUGGAAGCAGCGCCUUGCACAAGGAAGUUAUGGGCCGUUCGUAGAGAGGCAUUGCGUGGGAACAGAAGGAUGUGAGAAUGUACUUAGUGGCCCGUUGGAAGAAUGCGAUUUGGGAGCCUGGUUCGCCCUUGAGGGCGCUGCCCUCCCGAAAGUCUGCAGUUCCACCUUCUGUGAUCAGGACAUGCUAGACUUUCUGAAUGAAGCUCUGGAAGAGAACCUGAGGGUCAAAGCGGUGAACCGUUCUGAAAGAGCUUUGCCAGCAUGCAGCUCCUGCAGCAUUGACUCCCCUGUAGGCAUCUUAUCUGAGAUUUGCAGCCAUCCUGAUGUGACAUCUUGUUUGGUGCUGGGAAGCCCGCCUUGGUGUGAUGCCACACUUGUAGGGGUUAAACUGCAGCCGGAGUUUGUGCAAGGACCCUCCUGUUGUGAGGUACAGGAUUCAACGUUGCACGACGGACAAACAGACUAUCAAUUCGAGCUUCUGAACACAGUGCUUUUUGCUCUUCAGAAACAGCAUCAGGGAUCAACCCUGGUGAUUCCCUUAUGUUCUGUCUUAACACGCUUCACCUCCGGCCUGGUUUUCACACUUCACCUGUGCUUCCGUUACAUCACAUUCCGCUGCUCGUCUGGUUGGCCUCCUGCUGCUCUUGUGUGUAUAGGUUUCUCUCAGCCAGCAGCACUACCACGGCUGCUGGACUUUCUCCAGGAUGUGUUGGAGAAGAUGAAAAAGGUUAAACUUGAGAUGGGGAGGCAGAUUUUGCAGUUUGUACCUUUGGAAGAACUUCUCAGAGGGGAAUUACCUCGCUUCCUGUCUUCCUUUAAUACUGCUGUCAUUAGACAGCAGCUACAUGUGCUCAUGCAGGUUGAAUAGAACACAUAAUGCCUAUAUUCUCUAGAAGAACUUUUCAGUUAAACUACAAUCGAGUGUAAUCAUGUCUCAGUUUACUUCAAUUAAAGUCAUAGCCUCAGUAUGUAGGGUAUAUUGGAACACAGAAUUCCUUAGUUUUAUAUAUUUAUACUGGGAAAUCUUUCUUUAACCUUGAAUGUGCUGCAUAUGACUGUGAGGAUUUUUUUUUAGAUAUAUUUAUGUAACAGUAUGUGCAGUUCAGAAUGUUUAUUUUAAUAUUUAUGUUUCCUUAACUCUUUUUUUUAGUACUUGAAAUUAUAUGUUGCCUUGAUCAAUUUGUCUGUCUUGGCUCAUUUAUUAAAACCUCUUCUUUAAUGCACAUACGAAGUUUCUCAUGAAGUUCAGAGUUUAAGGUAUAAUUGGACUUAUGCACAUAUAUUAUGAAAUACAUCAUUGACAUUUGUGACCCUGGACCACAAAACCCGUUAUAAGAGUCAAAUUUUUGAAACUGAGAUUUAUACAUCAUCUGAAAGCAGAAUAAAUAAGCUUUCCAUUGACAAAUAUUUGGCCGAGAUACAAUUAUUUGAAAAUCUGGAAUCUGAGGGUGCAAGAAAAUAAGAAUAUUGAGAAAAUCGCCUUUCAAGUACUAAUCAAAAAUUAAGUUUUGAUAUAUUUACGGUAGAAAAUGUACAAAGUAUCUUCAUGGAACAUGAUCUUUAACAUCCUAAUGAUUUUUGGCAUAAAAGAAAAAUCAUUAAUUAGUGAUUUUAAUUAUGACCCAUACAAUGUAUUUUUGGCUAUUGCUGCAAAUAUACCCAUGCUACUUAUAACUGGUUUUGUGGUCCAGGGUCACAUUUGACGGCUGUGUGUGACUUUAUUUAUUAUGACCAUGUUGAAAGCUGAAAACCAGUUGUUAAUCUUUUGCAUUGUACAGCAUUGUUUUCCAACAAACGGGUGUUUAGGAGUUUUAUAUUAUAAAGGAUUAUAGCUGACAUCUUUAAUGCAACUCUUCUUAUUUUUGUUUUCUCAGCAAUUGUUGCAUGUUUUCUGCUUGUAAUGAAAAAAUGAUUUUAAUGAACAAAAUGUUUUGCAAAAAGUAAAGUAAAAAAAAGAGUUUAUAGCAAAUAUAAAAAUGCAUUGCAAAAAGUAAAAACUGAUUGUUCUAUUGCAGUGGGGCUAGUGAAAAUGUUGGCAGGUAAAAGUAUACUGGCCCAAA
Labeo rohita (rohu) is the source of this 3531-nucleotide messenger RNA. RefSeq names its product cap methyltransferase 2 (gene cmtr2). The record is from RefSeq and is a predicted model, not a curated record. Bases 111 to 2339 code for a protein of 742 amino acids. Gene Ontology annotation, molecular function: methyltransferase cap1 activity. The transcript has 2 exons. Lineage: Eukaryota; Metazoa; Chordata; Actinopteri; Cypriniformes; Cyprinidae. Gene Ontology annotation, biological process: 7-methylguanosine mRNA capping. Gene Ontology annotation, cellular component: nucleus; cytoplasm.